Molecule: messenger RNA, 783 nt
Organism: Trypanosoma cruzi
Lineage: Eukaryota; Euglenozoa; Kinetoplastea; Trypanosomatida; Trypanosomatidae
Exons: 1
Coding region: 1-783 (260 amino acids)
Molecular function (GO): protein binding
Source: RefSeq, a predicted model, not a curated record
AUGUACUCUUAUGGCAAUGGAGACCUUGACAGUCAAGUCCAACGCCUCUUUGCCAACGUAGACUAUCAGUUGGAGCAGUGGAACAAGAAGUACGGGUCGAAAAACUUCUGCGUGGCGCCGGACGAAGCCCACUCCGUUGAAAGAAAUACCCAUGCCUCUGAUGCAACCCCCCAAUUGAAUGCGGACCGCAAAUGUCUUGGGUGCAUGCAACGUACAGCGGCACCGAGUUCUACUCAUAAUUAUAACGGCGAAAAUCAGAACUACAAAACUCCUACAAGUUACUCGAAUGAGGAAGCGGGGGUCGACGUGUCUGCACUAGCUGCACGUGUCAGUUUGCUGGAGGAACGGCUGCGUGUGGCCGACAAUGAACGCGUGGAUUUGAGAAAUCGUUUGGACGCCGCACAGCGGCAAAUUUCAGACCUUCUUGAGGCUUAUAGGGCACUCCAAAAUGAGCGGUUUGCAUCUAGGAUGCAAACGUUGUCACAACCGCAGUACGAUGAAGCGCAGGAAACGAAACGGGGUGAUCAUAGCCGUCUUACGGAUGACACGGUGACUCCUACUCGAAAUUUCAGUAGUGUCAUGCACUCGGGACCAUCAAAUUUAACCUCGACCGAGUUUGUGUCUCCCCACGCCGUUUCUAGAGCGCUUGAAUCCCAUGUUAGCGGGGAGGCAUUGAGUGCUGAAAUGUGGACCAGGACACCCUCACAAAAGUCUUCUGCACAGGAACGUAAAAUGUUGCUUGAGCAAUUGGCACGGCGACUUUCCGCUCCCUCGAGUUCAUGA